Messenger RNA from Protobothrops mucrosquamatus (brown spotted pit viper), 1294 nucleotides. RefSeq names its product protein argonaute-2. The transcript has 8 exons. The record is from RefSeq and is a predicted model, not a curated record. Gene Ontology annotation, molecular function: nucleic acid binding. Bases 44 to 1177 code for a protein of 377 amino acids. NCBI's taxonomy places the organism in Eukaryota, Metazoa, Chordata, Lepidosauria, Squamata, Viperidae.
AACCUUCACGGAACAACUGAGGAAGAUAUCCAGAGACGCAGGAAUGCCCAUCCAGGGUCAACCUUGUUUCUGUAAAUAUGCCCAGGGAGCAGACAGUGUGGAACCCAUGUUCCGUCACCUGAAGAACACCUAUGCUGGCUUGCAGCUCGUGGUUGUCAUUUUACCUGGGAAAACACCUGUUUAUGCCGAGGUGAAGCGCGUGGGUGACACCGUGUUGGGAAUGGCCACGCAGUGUGUGCAGAUGAAAAACGUGCAAAGGACGACCCCCCAGACGCUGUCCAAUCUGUGCUUGAAGAUCAACGUCAAGCUAGGAGGAGUUAAUAACAUAUUACUGCCUCAAGGAAGGCCUCCAGUAUUUCAGCAGCCCGUCAUUUUCCUGGGAGCAGAUGUCACUCAUCCACCAGCUGGAGACGGGAAAAAACCAUCUAUUGCUGCCGUUGUAGGCAGCAUGGAUGCCCAUCCGAAUCGCUAUUGUGCCACUGUGAGGGUCCAGCAGCACCGCCAAGAAAUAAUUCAAGACUUGGCUGCCAUGGUUCGGGAGCUGCUGAUCCAGUUUUACAAAUCCACUCGAUUCAAGCCGACGCGGAUUAUUUUCUAUCGAGACGGCGUUUCCGAGGGGCAGUUUCAACAGGUUCUUCAUCAUGAAUUGCUGGCUAUCCGAGAAGCAUGCAUUAAGCUAGAAAAAGAUUACCAGCCAGGGAUUACAUUCAUUGUGGUCCAGAAGAGGCAUCACACCAGGCUGUUUUGCACCGACAAAAAUGAAAGAGUUGGGAAAAGUGGAAACAUUCCAGCAGGUACCACUGUGGACACAAAAAUCACCCACCCGUCGGAGUUUGACUUCUAUCUGUGUAGUCAUGCUGGUAUUCAGGGCACAAGCCGACCGUCUCAUUACCACGUUCUCUGGGAUGACAAUCGCUUCUCUUCGGAUGAGCUGCAGAUCCUCACUUACCAGCUGUGUCACACCUACGUGCGUUGUACUAGAUCUGUUUCAAUCCCUGCGCCAGCCUACUAUGCACACCUGGUGGCCUUCAGAGCCAGGUACCACUUGGUGGAUAAAGAGCACGACAGCGCCGAAGGGAGCCACACGUCUGGGCAGAGCAACGGCCGAGACCACCAGGCCCUUGCAAAAGCUGUCCAGGUCCACCAAGACACUUUGCGCACCAUGUACUUUGCUUGACCUCUGGCCACGUUGAGAGAACUCCGUUCCUGAGUUGGAUUCACAAGAGACCAGCUGCACUUAGACCAACAGUUGCCCAAGCUAUCGCGACCGCCAGCAAAAGGAGUGAUGCCUCUU